Molecule: messenger RNA, 1245 nt
Organism: Xenia sp. Carnegie-2017
Lineage: Eukaryota; Metazoa; Cnidaria; Anthozoa; Malacalcyonacea; Xeniidae
Exons: 4
Coding region: 202-1245 (347 amino acids)
Source: RefSeq, a predicted model, not a curated record
UUGAACAUUCCAAUUUCUUUAUUAUCAAGCAAAAGCAAACACAUCAAGUAGUUGGUUCCGUCGUUAUUAAUCUUUCUGAAUUUGUGAAGCAAAAGCAAACACAUCAUGUAGUUGGUUCCGUCGUUAUUAAUCUUACUGAAUUUGGGAAGAGACGCAGUAGAUUUAUACUCAAGCUCUACGAGUACAAAUCAUCAAAACGCCAUGCCUCUUGAUAACUUACUGCUCUCUCUCGUUAAAAUUUUUACGAACAAAGCCCGAGAUGCUGCAGCAAACUGGCUAGAAAACGGUGACGUUGGUAAUGAAGUAUUUCGUCAACUUAUCAUACGAGAUUUACACGACAUCAAAACAAAGCUAGAUAAUCUUUCGAAAAUAGACCUUUGCUCCAGUUUGAACUACUUGGAGGAAGGAUUUCUUCUACUUUUUAAAUGCAUUGACGAAGUAGAAAAUGAUAGAGAAUGUGAAGAAGCAAGUAAUAAUGAUGAGUCUCAGGCAACUUGUACUGCCAUCACCAUCAGGUAUGAUCUUUCCCGUGCAAUACAACAUUCAAAGGUUUUUAAAAUGGCAAAGGAUCGAUUUAGAAAAUCUCGUGAAGAAGCAACAAGAGCUUUCAACAACAAAAAUUUAAGCUUGGAGGACAGAAUAUUUGCCGAUUUUGUUAAGAUCAUGGCACAAAUUUUUGAAUGUCCGGAGCAUCAGGAGAUUGUCAUUGAUUUAUGUUUAUCUUAUAUAAAAAGGCUGCAUGAAUUGGACGGUGUUCGUCAAAUGUUCUCUAUUUUUAUCGGUGGUGGCAUGAGAGCGAUGUUCAAAAGAUCCCAAAGAAUGGAAAACAUGAAGUCCGUCAUUCUUCUCAACCAUCAUUUAUAUCAGUUCAUUGCAAUGAUCAACAACAAUUAUGAUCAUUUAUCAACUUGGCCAAGUAUUGAACUUGGAGAUGGAAAAAUGUUUAAUCCAAUACAGGACUGGCGCAAUGAAUUCCCUGUCGAGUCUUGGUUUAAAAAUGUGAUUGAAUCUUCCCAAGAAAUGAAAAAAAUGAAAACCAUGAUAUUUGAACUUUUGGACAAGAUGACUAUAAAUGAACAUUUUGCUCCAAUAUUGACAUCACCAGUGAAAUUAGUUAUGGAUUUAUUAAGAAGUGAUAUUUUGGUUGCUGGAGGCGACAAAAAGAGUGUUGAAAUUUUUUCAUGGAAGGAGAAGAAAUGGUUUGAGAUUGCAUCAAUGGAAAAUGAACACAUGAUAUUACUGUGA